AUGCCUGCGAUCCACUGUGAUGAGGCAACGAUUUACGCCAGUGUCGCCCUUCUCUGCGGGGUGGUAGCUCUCUUAGCGAUGACUCGCGCUUUCCUCUAUACGCUUGGGGCCCUUAUUUGCCACGUGGUGGGGGAUAGACGCCUUCCGCCCUUGCUGGAGCAUAGCAUGUGCGCGGCGGUGCUGGUCACCGCUGUUGUUCUCUUUGGCGAUGUUAGUGCCCUCAUGCCGUGGGUGGUGCUACUCGCCACCGUCACUAGCGGUGCGUUCUGCUGGUCACUACGGAGUCUCCGCUGGAUCGGCGUGAGCAGCUUUGUGUUUUACUCCCUCGUUGUGAUGCACCUGGUGGGCCCUGCACUUGUGGAAGAGGUGGACCUGAGUAGGCAGGAGUGGUCCGCACUCGUGCAGGGCCAGCGAAUGCUGAUCCUUUCGCUGCCGCCGUUACCCUCUUUGAGCAUCUACUCCUACUAUGACAAGGUGACGAUCGAGGGCAGCUCGUCGCCUCUGGCCACCUCAACAGCAUCAGCGGCGUUACCCAGACUACUGCUUGAGCUAUCAGUGUGGUGGACAAACAGUGUGAAGUGGGUCAGUGAGUGCAACGAAAGUAUGAAGAAGCGCCGAAGGCGCGAUCACAUCACGCAAGGUGCGGAGCCCCCGUUCUCCAUGUACCUCCUUGUAGCCAGUGGUGAUAACACGCAGCUGUCGCACUACACGCGUGAUAUCCGUACCACAACACCUGUCAUGGCAGGCAGUGACCGCAUCCACUUGGUCGGCCGCCGUAACGCGAUUCGGCACAGCCAUGUGUACUGUAUCAUUCCAGACAGUCGCACCGACCCCACGUCACCGCCGGCGGCAACUAUACCUACAUUCGUGGAUGUACGUUGUCUGCAGCUUCGGGAUGGCACCUUGCUGCGCAACGUCACCAUUCACUGGGCCGUUUACCCAUCGUCGUCGCUAGCGCCAUCGACGACUGCAGACGCGGGGCACACGCUGGACUCUUUGAGCAGCGCACAGUACGCUUGGCGGUCGCUCCAUGUAGGCGCUGACUCUGAGCAGUCGUGCGCGGAUGUGCAGGCGCAACUGCAAGGAGAGCUGGGCGUUGCUGUCUCCUCGUCGCUAAUUGAGUGCGUCGACGAGGUAGACGUGGCGAAGCUACCGCUGUCGUUUGUCACCAAGGCACCGCUGUUCGUGUGGCUUGGGUGGCAGUUCCCUGGCUACGUGCACCGUGUGCAGGACAUGCUUCUCUUCUUCUGUAGUCACGUCGCUUCCCCGAUGUGGGCGCUGGUGGUGGUGACCUGUCAUGUGAGCUGGGAGGCCACGCUCGCGCUGGCGCAUCAGUGCGGAGUUUGGUUGGUGGAGAUGGCGCCGUACGUGAAACGGGGGGCAGAACACGUCGCUAUCUUUUUGGGAGGGGCUCUGUGCAGCUCCUCCACAAGACGAGAGGAGUCAAUCGACGCAGACGGAGAUCGCGUCGAUGCCCGGGAGGCCCUGUUACGCGCUUUAGCAACUCCAUCGUCGCGGUGUGCCACAUUUGCGCGCGCGCACGCGGCGCAUUCCGCCUUCCGCGCUGGCGCACAAACGCGAACGUCUGUCGUCGCCAUCGUGUCUGCCGCCAUGGACACCCUCGACUUGGUGCCAGGUGUGUGGUCCGUGUAUACUUGGUCGUGGAAGGCGGAGUACCGCAUCACACUCUGGAUCGUCGCGGCGCUACAGCAAGCCUUUUUUUGCGCGUUCAGCGUCAUUCUGCAGCCGGUGGCCCGAGUGUUGAUUAUCGCCGCGCAAUACUUGGCGGCUCUGGUGCCGAAGAUCGUCAUUGCACUGCACUAUCUGUGGCGAUGGAUUUCCCAGCUGCGCAUCUUAGCCUACUUUUCACCCUUCUGCACUUUCAUGUGGGCGCUGGAGAAGCGUGUGUGGCGCUACGAGUGGGCCACGCUCAAGGUAGUGCUGGCCUUUCUCGCAGCCCAGGGCGAGAGGGUGGUGUAUGUAUGCGCCAGGUACGCUGCUGUGGGUGGUGGCUAUGCGACCAGUCUAGUGCAUCACUACAGCACUACUUCCCUUUCUACUCAUAUGGCUGUCUUCUUCCUUCAGACGGCUCUGCUGGGGAUCGCGAUGCGCAACGAGCUGAACCAGUUUGUUGUGGCAGAGCAACAGCAGCGAACGCCAGCCCGCAGCUUCCUUGCUCGCUGCAUACCGGCCAGCAUGGCCACGUGGCUGCCACCGAACGUCUUAGUGAAUCGUGUCAAUGGCCUCUGGAUGCUGGUACGUGCUUAUCUUGUUGAGUGUGUGCGGUAUUUCCUGCUGCAUGCAGUUGCCACUUUAGUGCUUAUCGGUCUGUCUGUGCUGCCCUUCGCCAGCAAGCUCUACGCCCUCUCUCUCCGCUGUGUGUUCCCUUGGUUGUCAGGUCAGUACUUCCUCAUCUUCUUCUCCCACGAUCGACCGCCGAUACGACGCGUCGCGGUGUACUUCGUCGGCCGCAUGGUGAUUGCAACGGUGCUGCAGGACACCAUUGGUGACCUCAUUUACAGUGUGCUGAAAGACCUGCUGAGAGCCGUAGGACUCACCGGGGGUCUCGCGCUGCUGCUGUUUGCCUGGCCGCAACGCGCGUCACUGGCAAAGCAGGUCGCCACAGCCAUCACUGACAGUCUUCAGGCCACUCCUACCCAGACGCGUGUGAGCAUGACGCCCGUUGCCGAGAGCAACGCCACAGAGUUGAAGGCCGCAGAGAAAGUUGCGGAAGACAAGGAAAACGAGGAGGCGCGGCAGCGGGACGUGUCUGUAGUAAAGCAGAUCAACCUCGUCGACGCCACUUAA
Leishmania braziliensis MHOM/BR/75/M2904 is the source of this 2808-nucleotide messenger RNA. RefSeq lists its product as hypothetical. Lineage: Eukaryota; Euglenozoa; Kinetoplastea; Trypanosomatida; Trypanosomatidae. The record is from RefSeq and is a predicted model, not a curated record. The transcript has a single exon. Bases 1 to 2808 code for a protein of 935 amino acids.